Molecule: messenger RNA, 771 nt
Organism: Alnus glutinosa
Lineage: Eukaryota; Viridiplantae; Streptophyta; Magnoliopsida; Fagales; Betulaceae
Product: bifunctional aspartate aminotransferase and glutamate/aspartate-prephenate aminotransferase-like
Exons: 4
Coding region: 1-771 (256 amino acids)
Biological process (GO): biosynthetic process
Molecular function (GO): pyridoxal phosphate binding
Source: RefSeq, a predicted model, not a curated record
AUGAGCGGGUCUGCUGUUCGUGGUCAGUGUUCGAGUCAUCACAGUGGCACAGAUUCUGCUGCCUGUAGCACUGAACAGGGUGGGGCCCUGGAACACGAUGAUGACAUGCACGCCAUGUUGCAUGACGCCUUCGGCAUACACGAUGUUGCUGAAGCCGUCAGUACGGAUCCGCAACAAGUUGACGAAAGAACCUCUUGCAGGGUCGCAUUGAAGUCUUUGGAGGGCACAUGGCAGGUAAAAUCCCCUAGAGUAAGUGUGGCAGUGAGGGCAGAGAGUCGUUUUGACGCAAUGGAAAUUGAUCUCUCUCUUAGCCCCAGAGUUAACUCCGUAAAGCCUUCCAAGACUGUGGCCAUCACCGACCAGGCCACAGCUCUCGCCCAAGCUGCCGUCCCCGUUAUCCGGUUAGCCACCGGAGAGUCCGAUUUCGAUACCCCAGCUCCGAUUGCAGAAGCUGGGAUAAACGCAAUUCGAGAGGGUUACACGAGGUACACUCCAAAUGCGGGGACUAUGGAGAUCUGCCAAGCAAUUUGUCACAAGCUAAAGGAGGAGAAUGGGAUUUCUUACACGCCUAAUCAGAUUGUGGUUAGCAACGGGGCCAAGCAGAGCAUUCUUCAAGCUUUGCUUGCAGUUUGUUCACCCAGAGAUGAGGUCCAGUGCUUUAUGCCUUUCAUUGAUAGUUUUACAUCAAAUAUAUCGUUGUUUGAUACAAUUUGUUGUGUAAUUAUAUUGGAAGUGCUUUGUGAUGUACAGUUUGGUACAAGAUUGUCUUAG